Octopus bimaculoides (California two-spot octopus) is the source of this 1776-nucleotide messenger RNA. RefSeq lists its product as uncharacterized. Lineage: Eukaryota; Metazoa; Mollusca; Cephalopoda; Octopoda; Octopodidae. Gene Ontology annotation, molecular function: protein binding. The record is from RefSeq and is a predicted model, not a curated record.
AACGAGACUUGCACCGACUGAUGUUACGUUAUUAACGCUACUAGAAGUGUUUAGUUAUUCAGUCUGAAACUUUUAUCUGUAUCGCUUAUCAUCCGACUUUCACUUUAUCUAGAAGUGCCUCUUUAUAUAUUUAUUUUAUCUCUCGAGGAUUUCUGAAUAUUUUUUCCUUGCUUUUUUUUUUCUUACCCCUUUCCCAAUUUUUUUUUUGUGUUAAAAAUUAAUUCUUUAAUAAUAAUAAUAAUAAUAAUACUAAUAUUAUCCAGUAACAAUUAACAACAAUCUAUAUUCAUUUAUUUAUCUAUCUAUCUAUCCACCUAUUUAUGGAUACAUAAUAUAUAAUUUACAUAUACAUAUAUUUACAUGUAUGCAAAAUAUAAAUAUACCAGUGACACGUGCUUGUCUGGCUAAUUGAAAUAGACAAAGAAAUAUAUAUCAACAAACUGACAGAACAUUGGAUUUGUACUGAUUUUUAAAUGACAACAACAUUAAUACAAAUGCUAUUAUAAUAACAAAGGAUAUCAGGGUGUCCUAGUAUCACAGAUACAUUUUUAGCUGGUUUAGAUUAAGACAUUGAAGUUUGCUGAAGCCUUUGUCUUGCCUUUUGAGGGGCCGAGGGUGAGUUAGUGGAGUUUGUUUGUUAAUCCGACGGAGUUCCUUUAUUUAUUUACUUUUUAAUUGCUGAAGUUGAAAUUUAAAACAAAAAGAUUGUCGACAACAACUGGGAUUUUUUUAAAAAGAAGCAAAGCAGAGAUAAAACAACAGAGAGGAAAAGGCAAUGGAACAUGUGAACAAUAGCGACUGGACAACAGAGAAAGAAGAUAUGCUAAGGAAUGACUACCCAUUACACUAUGCUUGCAGAGAAGGUGAUGUAGAUCGUUUGAGGCGGCUCUUAGAUGAGUAUACGGCAACAAUGACUGCUCCGAUAAAUCUUGCUCUUUCUAACUCCAUCAUGCUGAAAGAGGAUUGUUUUUAUGGCUGGACACCAGCUCACUGGGCCGCAUAUUUCGGCAAGCUUGCCUGCCUACAGAAACUGUCCUGCUUCAACCGACCCUACAACCUGAAGUGUGACAUGAGGAAUAGCAAGUUCCAACAGACACCAUCACAUCUUGCAGCUUAUGCUGGUCACCCCCAUUGCCUUCAGUGGUUGCUGCAGUCAAGUGCUGAAAUUAAUGCUCGGGACUAUCUUGGUGAAACCCCUCUUCAUAAAGCUGCCAGCACUGGUACUUUGGAUUGUGUCAGCUUACUGAUCUCUUAUCAAGCAUCCCUUGGCAUCAAAAAUAGUGAAGGUGAGACGGCAUGCAGUUUAGCCAGGAAAUCUGGCUUCUUGGAAUGUGCCCGCAACUUGGAAAUGGCUGCCAUUGGCUCCAGCAAUGAGAGCAGAAGAACAGUUCUUGAUGACAUGGAGGUGCAAAGCUCAAGAAAUUUACAUGAAAAGGCUCUGAGUGAUAUUCUCAUGGACAAGGAAGUCAAAAAGAACAGGAAAUUAGUUGGUGGUCGGAAGAGAACUCUAGAAGAUUUAGAUGAAGGAAUUUUCAAAUAUUUACGACAAGGGGAAUCGGAAAGGAAUACUCAAUCAUCAAACCAACAUCAAGCUUCCAGCAAUGAACUAAGCAUCCUAGAAUCCUUCGAAGCUGUCUUGUCUAUAUCGACUGAACCUCUGAACUAUGAUCCUCAGAAUUAUCCAUAUUUGAUGAACAGCCCUCCUGGUUCACAUCCUACCAGUGCCAGUGGCAUAUUCCUGUAGAGUAAGUUGUCUGCAGAUUUCAUUUUUUUAUU